CCAGAGCUGACUUCCCCCCCGUCUGGCUUCACCUGCGGAGACCGGGCCUCGUGACCAUCUACCAUUCCUGAAGGACUUCAUUGUUCCGAGACUAUAUUUGUUUGCUGUUGGAUCUCUCUGGAAAACGUUGCCAUCAUGUCGACGGCUGUGGAGGCGACCGGGUUCAUCAUGUGCAUCAUCAGCUGGCUGAUCACCGGCGCGUCGCUGGCAAACGACUACUGGAAGCUUUCCACCGUGUCCGGCAGCGUCAUCAUCUCCCAGAGGCAGUUUGAGAACCUGUGGCACUCCUGCGCCGAGAACAGCGCCGGCAUCGCCGAGUGCAGAGACUUUGAGUCGAUGCUUGCCCUCCCCGCUCACAUUCAGGCGUGUCGCGCUCUGAUGAUCCUGUCUCUGCUGCUCGGCCUCGGCUCCAUGAUCGUGUCCCUGCUCGGGCUGAAGUGCAUUAAGAUCGGCUCGGCUACCGAACAAACCAAGGCCAAGGUCGCCAUCACCGGGGGCGUCCUGAGCAUGCUCGCUGGUCUGUGCUGCAUGAUAGCGGUUUCCUGGUACGCCUACAGAGUGGUGGAGGACUUCCACAACCCGUUCUUUGGUGGAGUGAAGUUCGAGCUGAGUACCGGCCUCUACAUGGGAUGGGGUGCAGCCUCUCUGUCCAUACUGGGUGGAGCUUUUCUCUGCUCCGCUUGUAAGAGAGCGUCCCCUGAAGGCAAGAAAGGCGGUUACUAUGGAAACAAGCCACCGAGGGUCUACACGGCUACAGCCAAGUCUGAACCAGAUUCAGCCAGAGCUUACGUCUAAACACACACAUCUGUACACGUUUAAGGACACUGUAUGGGCUAAACUAGUCGGUAUAUAAGGAGACCAGCUGUUUGUCCCCACAGUGUGAUGAUUGCUGUAAACACACCUCGUCUGCUGACCGAUGUCUGAUUAAACACGGACGUCUAGUUCUGUUUCUGUCCUGUUCAAAUAUUUGCUUAUUUUUUUAAAGAGUUUUUUUUGACGUGAAAUCUUAAAUCUAAAUCUAGAGGAUGCAUAAAGAUUAGUAGAUGAUUGUUAUUGAUUGUUUAAUUCUGUUUGGAGUUUAUUACUAUCUGAAUAAAGUUUGUA
This is a messenger RNA of Sebastes umbrosus (honeycomb rockfish), 1104 nucleotides long. RefSeq names its product claudin 15-like a (gene cldn15la). Lineage: Eukaryota; Metazoa; Chordata; Actinopteri; Perciformes; Sebastidae. Gene Ontology annotation, molecular function: structural molecule activity. The transcript is spliced from 5 exons. Gene Ontology annotation, biological process: cell adhesion; bicellular tight junction assembly. Gene Ontology annotation, cellular component: bicellular tight junction; plasma membrane. The coding region runs from base 136 to 795 and encodes 219 amino acids. The record is from RefSeq and is a predicted model, not a curated record.